AACCCAUGAAAGCAGCCCCCGCAAGAACGAAAGGUCAGUAUUCUGAACACACAGUGAAUCAUUUUUAAUUCAUCUUCAAUCAAUCCUUCAUCAAUCGAUCAAUCAAGAUGCGUGAGAUUGUUCACUUGCAAGCUGGCCAGUGUGGAAACCAAAUUGGAGCUAAAUUUUGGGAAGUCAUCUCUGACGAACAUGGCAUCGACCCAACUGGCUCCUACCAUGGAGACUCAGACCUCCAGCUAGAGAGAAUCAACGUAUACUACAAUGAAGCCUCUGGUGGCAAAUAUGUUCCCAGGGCUGUUUUGGUUGACUUGGAGCCAGGAACUAUGGACUCAGUUCGUUCUGGACCCUUUGGACAGAUUUUCAGACCUGAUAACUUCGUGUUUGGUCAAAGUGGAGCUGGUAACAACUGGGCCAAGGGUCACUACACUGAGGGAGCCGAACUAGUGGACUCCGUUCUUGAUGUAGUACGAAAGGAGGCCGAGAGCUGUGACUGUCUACAAGGUUUCCAGCUCACACACUCACUUGGUGGUGGGACUGGGUCUGGCAUGGGUACCCUUCUCAUCUCGAAAAUUCGUGAGGAGUACCCCGAUAGAAUCAUGAACACUUUCAGCGUUGUACCUUCCCCUAAGGUGUCUGACACCGUAGUCGAGCCAUACAAUGCCACUCUCUCUGUACAUCAGCUUGUAGAAAACACCGACGAGACCUACUGCAUCGACAACGAAGCCCUUUAUGACAUCUGCUUCCGCACACUGAAGCUCACCACACCAACCUAUGGCGACCUCAACCAUCUUGUGUCUGCUACCAUGAGUGGUGUCACUACCUGCCUUAGAUUUCCUGGUCAACUGAACGCUGAUCUCCGUAAACUUGCUGUCAACAUGGUUCCCUUCCCCCGUCUUCACUUCUUCAUGCCCGGCUUUGCUCCCCUCACCAGCCGUGGAUCCCAACAAUAUCGUGCCCUCACUGUUCCCGAGCUCACUCAGCAAAUGUUUGAUGCCAAGAACAUGAUGGCUGCUUGUGAUCCUCGUCAUGGUCGCUACCUCACCGUUGCUGCCAUGUUCCGUGGUCGUAUGUCAAUGAAGGAGGUUGAUGAGCAGAUGCUGAACGUGCAGAACAAGAACAGCUCCUACUUUGUUGAGUGGAUUCCUAACAACGUGAAAACUGCGGUCUGUGACAUCCCUCCCCGUGGUCUCAAGAUGUCAGGAACCUUUGUUGGCAAUAGCACUGCUAUCCAAGAGCUUUUCAAACGUAUCAGCGAGCAGUUCACAGCUAUGUUCAGGCGUAAGGCUUUCUUGCAUUGGUAUACUGGAGAGGGCAUGGACGAGAUGGAGUUCACUGAGGCUGAGUCCAACAUGAACGACCUUGUGUCUGAGUACCAGCAGUACCAAGAUGCCACAGCUGAGGAUGAGGGAGAAUUUGAUGAAGAAGAAGAGGGUGAUGAAGAGGCUGCCUAAUUCUGAACUGUAUUAUGGAAACUUUGAACAUUAAAAAUCAUUUCUCUGAAUCAUUUUUGUUGAUCAGUGUUCUAAAUCAAAAUAAUUUAUUUCAUAGG
Messenger RNA from Halichondria panicea, 1549 nucleotides. RefSeq names its product tubulin beta chain. The record is from RefSeq and is a predicted model, not a curated record. The coding region runs from base 108 to 1451 and encodes 447 amino acids. Gene Ontology annotation, cellular component: microtubule; cytoplasm. The transcript has 4 exons. Gene Ontology annotation, molecular function: GTP binding; GTPase activity; structural constituent of cytoskeleton. NCBI's taxonomy places the organism in Eukaryota, Metazoa, Porifera, Demospongiae, Suberitida, Halichondriidae. Gene Ontology annotation, biological process: microtubule cytoskeleton organization; mitotic cell cycle.